UCAGGCAGCUCAGAAGUGAAAGUAACUGACAGUCUGAACCGUCAGCGUCGACCGGAGAGAACAUGGCCUCUAGCUCGGAGGAAGACCUCUCGUGUCCCGUUUGCCAGGACAUUUUCAAAGACCCGGUCGUUCUGUCGUGCAGCCACAGCUUCUGCCGGGCCUGCCUCCAGUCGUGGUGGGCGGAGAAGGAAACACGACCGUGCCCGUGCUGCCAGAGGAAGUCAUCGAGGACCGACCCUCCUCGCAACCUGGCCCUGAAGAACCUGUGCGAGGCCUUUCUGCGGGACGAGGAGCAGCGGGCGGCGGCAGGGUCCGAGCACAUGUGCAGCCUGCAUGGUGAGAAGCUCAAGAUCUUCUGUCUGGACCACCAGGAGCCGAUCUGCGUGGUCUGCCGGGACUCCAGGACUCACAGAGACCACCGGUUCAGCCCCAUCGACGAGGCGGCCCAGGAACUCCGCCAGGAGCUGCAGAGAGACCUGACCCCCCUACGGGAUAAGCUAACGCUCUUCCAGCAGGUGACGGGGGACUGCCUCCUCACAGCAGACUACCUCCCGGUCCAGGCCCAGGAAACCGAGAAGCAGAUCCGGCAGCAGUUUCAGAAGCUUCACCAGUUCCUGGAAGAGGAAGAGAAGGCAAGGGUGGAGGCGCUCAAGAAGGAGGAGGAGCAGAAGAGUCGGCUGGUGAAGGAGAAGGUGGAGGCUCUGACCCGGGACAUGGACGUUCUUUCAGACACAAUCAGAGCGACGGAGACGGAGCUGACAGCCGGAGACGUCUCGCUGCUGCUCAACCACGAGGUGGCGACCGGGAGAGUCAAGCAGGGCCCGGUUCUGCAGGACCCGGAGCCGGUUCCAGGGGCUUUGAUAGAUGUUGCCAAACAUCUGGGCAACCUGACCUUCAAGAUCUGGAAGAAGAUGAAGCACAUGGUGCGCUACAGUCCCGUGAUCCUGGAUCCAAACACCGCCGACCCGGAGCUCGUCGUGUCGGACGACCUGGUGAGCGUCACGUUCGGGGGGUCGCAAGAUCUGCCGAGCAACCCGGAGAGGACCAGGUUCCCCGGCACCGUCCUGGUCUCCGAGGUGGUGGAGUCAGGGACCUACAGUUGGAUAGUGGAUGUUGAAGGCAACGCUGACUGGGAGGUGGGAAUGCUGGAAGCCGAUGGUGGCGACACAGCGGAGCCGCAGCGGUGGAGGAUUUCACUCAAGGACGGUAGAUACAAGGCGUUGGCUGGAUCGGGCUCGGAGCAAGACCAGCAGGGGGUGACGCCCCGGAGGAUUGGGGUUUAUCUGGACUUCGACGAGGGGAAUCUGUCGUUCGUGGAUAUUGAAACAGACACAGUCAUGCACACCUUCACGCACAGGUUCACGGGCGUGAUGUUUCCUUACAUAUACACCCGGAGCUCAGACCCAUUGAAGAUCCUGACAUUCAAGGUUGCCGCCAAGGUAUUGAUUUAG
This is a messenger RNA of Cololabis saira (Pacific saury), 1451 nucleotides long. RefSeq names its product E3 ubiquitin-protein ligase TRIM35-like. Bases 63 to 1451 code for a protein of 462 amino acids. Gene Ontology annotation, biological process: protein ubiquitination. The transcript has a single exon. Gene Ontology annotation, molecular function: protein binding; zinc ion binding; ubiquitin-protein transferase activity. Lineage: Eukaryota; Metazoa; Chordata; Actinopteri; Beloniformes; Belonidae. The record is from RefSeq and is a predicted model, not a curated record.